UUCGAGAGAAGAGCACGGCACAAAACACGAGAAGAUAAGUACGAACCGAGAAAAGUAGAUAAGAAGGUGAAGAAAGAUGGAACAGAGAGGAAGCCGAGAAAGAAAAUUGAGAAGAGUGAUCGGAAGAAAGCCGCCAGAAAAUCAGGCGAAGAUUUGAUGAACAACUUCAGCUCUAAAAGCAUUGGUCAAGACAGGUUAACUAUUCGACCUCCACAAGGUCUUGGCCUGUUCAACAAUGGUCGUGCAUCUUCACCGGCUCGGCGGAGAAGCUUGUCAGACCUGGCUUUUUCGGAGAUGAACUUCCUACAAAGCUCUACUCGACAGCCUCAAGUAGAGCAAAAGAGUAAAGUCAACUCAAAGUCUCGGGAAAAGGAGAAGCGCAAAGCAACCAGAGCCCAGGACGAAAUAACAGAGUUCUUCAGACCUAGCAGAAAACCACUGGAGGAAAUA
This is a messenger RNA of Mollisia scopiformis, 450 nucleotides long. RefSeq lists its product as uncharacterized. The record is from RefSeq and is a predicted model, not a curated record. The annotation marks the transcript as partial. The transcript is spliced from 3 exons. NCBI's taxonomy places the organism in Eukaryota, Fungi, Ascomycota, Leotiomycetes, Helotiales, Mollisiaceae.